GGGCCUCUCCGGGGCCGGCAGUGUCCCUCUCCACGUGUAGGAGGGACCGGCGAUCCCGAGCCCUGCCUGUGUCUCCGUGGGAUACAUCCUAGUUUCCUUUUGCUUGAAGUAGCCACCAGGCCUUCUGACUUUACUUUUUUAAUCCAGUGCAGUUUCUGUGUGUUUGAAAAUGGAUGAUGAUGAUGACAUUCCCCAGCUUUCAUCCCAUACGUUGGCUGCCCUCCAGGAGUUCUAUUUGGAACAGCAGCAGAGAGAGGGCAUGAAGACCUCCCAAGGGUUUAAUCAAUAUUCCAUUGGCUCAAUAGAAGAAAACUGGCAACUGAGCCAGUUUUGGUACAGUGAUGAAACUGCAUCAUGCCUGGCUAAAGAAGCAGUUCUGGCAGCUGGAAAAGGUGGCAGGAUAGCAUGCAUUAGUGCACCAAGUGUGUACCAGAAACUGAAAGAACAGGAUGGUGAGGAUUUUUCCGUGUGUAUACUGGAGUAUGACAGAAGGUUUUCUGUGUACGGAGAAGAGUUUAUCUUCUAUGAUUACAACCACCCUUUGGACUUACCUGGAAAUCUCCUGCCACACAGUUUUGACAUUGUAAUAGCAGAUCCACCCUAUCUGUCUGAGGAAUGCCUUCAAAAGACUGCAGAGACCAUCAAAUACCUAACAAAAGGAAAGAUUCUGCUUUGCACAGGUGCAGUCAUGGAGGAAGAGGCAGCAAAGCAACUUGGUGUGAAGAUGUGCAAGUUUAUUCCAAAACACUCACGAAAUUUAGCCAAUGAAUUUCGAUGCUAUGUGAACUAUGCUUCUGGACUGGACUGAUUCUCUUAAGAUCAUCUACCAAUCUACAGCUUUUUCAGUCAGGCUUUUUUCUGUUAACUGUCAGUUAUGCCACAUUUCUCAGGGCUGAAAUAGUCGGCUCUGAGUACUGUUUUCUGGGAUAGCUGGAAUCAACAUCGUGUGAUAGCCUCUCUCUUAAAUGAGUAAGCAUUUACAAUUACUGUGUUUCAUGUUAGGUAAAGGCAGACCAAGCAAUGCAGGCGCUGGAUAAUGGGAACUUCUUUGUUAGAGUUUCAUUUUAACUGGUAGCUUUUACCAUUUGAGGACACAUCAGUGACCUCUUUGAAGUGAUUUUAGCUUAUAACAACACAUAGGUGUUUGCCUUGCAGACAUCAGAAUCAUCAUUGCCAAAGUACUUGACACUUCUACUUCUAUAGUAAUGUGUCCCAAACGUGUCCCUUAAAUCUUGAAUCAUAAUGGCUCUGAUUAAAUAUAAUGCCUGCUUUUUAAUAAUUUCAAUAUCAAACUAAGGAGGAUCUACAGCUAUGUCAAGUUGCAAGAAUGGUUAUGGGCUUUUUUCCAGUUGCCUUGUUUUAUCUUUUUGUCCUGUUCCACAGACAGCAGCAGAGCAGUAGAAUAGAAGCAUCUUAAAAAUCAUUGAAUGUUAUAAGGCCACUGAGGCAUAACAUAUUGAUAAACACCCACUGUUUCAAACAGAAACAUGUUAGAUUUUAUAUUCAAGAUUUGGACUAUAUUUCAGUCAAAAUUGAUGAUACAGUGGAAAAGCUUUGUUUUGCAUAAGUAGAGAUUUUUGAUAACUGGGAAUUUUAAAGCCAGUUUUGACAAACUUCUUGACUACACUGCUGAAGUAUUUUUGGGUGGAAAUUAGUUCAUAAAUUUCAAGGCACUCAACACUUUUAUAAUAUCUAAAAACACUCUACAAAACACAAGCACUUGUCUUUGUAUGUCAUGCUGUGUAAAGGCUAACAGAAAUGCUGCAUCUACAAAACAAAUUAUGUAAAAUCAAGUACUAAAUUUAUUUUGUGGUGGGAAUAAGCCUAAUUAAGCUUGUGAUAUGAGACUUUUUAUAAGGCAGUGAUAAUACUCAUGUUUCUGAUGUUUAGAUGCAGAUUUUCCAUCUGGUGGAGUAAACAUCAGAGCAGGAAUAAUACAGAUGGAUUAUUAUUCUCUCUCAGUGCUCAGAGAAUGGUGUUGUCCGAGCUGAACACAGCAGUGGUUCAUAAAUACCCACUCAAGCCACUGUAGCUCUCCUUCCCAUUUUCCAAGAGAUCUGAUUGCUUCCUAAGGCUUUUCUCACCUCACAUUUUAUACCUGUUGCUUUCUCCCUGCCUCUAGUGUUCCUGGGUUCUUUGGGAACAGUUUUCUUCCUCUUUCACACGCCUUGGUUUCUGUCAGGCUGGUCACCGGUGUUGUUAAAACAAGGGACAUGCAGCAGAGGAAGCACUCACAGGAAGAACAGGCACUGGCCUCUCCUUUCUGCUGUGUGAGCCCAGGCCCAUACAGUCUUGCCUAUCCAACCAGAUGCCAUCCUUGCUGCUGAGCCAAAAUUCCCCUGAAAAUGACUGUCCACAGGUGAAAUACACCUGGGCUUAGUUGUUUUCUGGGAGGCUACACCAUCACUUUCAUGUGGCCCGUUUGAAAAUAAAGCAGAACGGAAUG
Molecule: messenger RNA, 2446 nt
Organism: Lonchura striata (white-rumped munia)
Lineage: Eukaryota; Metazoa; Chordata; Aves; Passeriformes; Estrildidae
Gene: EEF1AKMT1
Product: EEF1A lysine methyltransferase 1
Biological process (GO): methylation
Molecular function (GO): nucleic acid binding; protein-lysine N-methyltransferase activity
Source: RefSeq, a predicted model, not a curated record